This is a messenger RNA of Monodelphis domestica (gray short-tailed opossum), 5915 nucleotides long. The record is from RefSeq and is a predicted model, not a curated record. Lineage: Eukaryota; Metazoa; Chordata; Mammalia; Didelphimorphia; Didelphidae.
AGUUUCUAUUUCCUUAUCCUGUGGGCUGGUCUCCAGGGUAACAGAACCUCUUCCUUUGGGCCUGGCUCUCUGCCCACUGAGCCAGCCAGUUCUUUCCCCAGUUAAGUUAGAAUGAGGGACUAAACAUUCCCUUUUACACUGGCUAUAAAGGCACUAAUGGCCAGGGAGAAGGCAGAGAGUGAAGAGGAGUUCAAGAGGGCUCCCUGGAGGAGGGAGCCUGGAGUGCCCGGGAUGGCCUUGGAGAGGGACAGACUGCCAGGCCAGGAGGUGGUGACAUUCAAGGAUGUGGCUGUGGACUUCACCCGGGAGGAGUGGCGCCUCUUGUCCCCUCCCCAGAAGGAGCUCUACAAGGAGGUGAUUCUGGAGAAUGCCCAGAACCUGCUCUCUGUGGGGAUUCCAGCUGCCCCAGAAGACAUGAUCUCUUAUUUGGAGCAGAGGGAAGCCCUGUGGAUGCUGGAGCAAAAAGGCCUGAGGAGCUGCUGUCCAGAAGGAGAGAACAGACCCCAAAUCAAGGCGAAUCACACAGAGGUGAACCUUCCUGUGGAUGAUAUGGACUUACAAAGAUUCAUGGGUGAUGAUCCUGAUAACAUUGCUUUCAGAGAAUUCUGUGUUGCAUCUCAAAAUUCAAAUCAUAUUGAACAUAAAAGAAUUCACACUGAAGAAAUAUCUAGUGAAAGUAAUCAGCUCAGAAGGAUUUUUAUGCACAGGGUCAGUCCUGCUGGACAGCAGAGAAUUCACCCUGGGAAGAAACUUUAUGAAUGCAAGGAAUGUCAAAAGACAUUCACAUGUAACUCCAAACUUACUGUACAUCAGAGAAUCCACACUGGGGAGAAACCUUAUGAAUGCAAGCAAUGUGGAAAGGCAUUUGCAUAUAAAUCCUAUCUUGCUAGACAUCAGAGAGUCCACACUGGGGAGAAACCUCAUGAAUGCAAGAAAUGUGGAAAGGCAUUUACAGAUAAAUGCUGUCUUGCUAGACAUCAGAGAGUCCACACUGGGGAUAAAACCUAUGAAUGCAAGCAAUGUAGAAAGCUAUUCCGAUAUAAAUCCUCUCUUGCUGAUCAUGAGAGAAUCCAUACUGGGGCAAAACCUUAUGAAUGCAAGCAAUGUGGAAAGGCAUUCAGUCAAAGAUCCCAUCUUGCUACACAUUGUAGAGUCCACAUUGAGGAGAAACCUCACAAAUGCAAGCAAUGUGGAAAGGCAUUUACACGUAACUACUCUCUUGCUAUACAUCAGAGAGUCCACACUGGGGAGAAACCUUAUGAAUGCAAGCAGUGUGGAAAGGCAUUCAGCAAGAGUUCUUAUCUUGCAUGUCAUCAAAGAAUUCACACUGGAAGUAAAACUUAUGAAUGUAAACAAUGUGGAAAGACAUUCAACAAGAGCUCUAAUCUUGCUUUUCAUCAAAGAAGUCACACUGAGAAGAAAAAUUACGAAUGCAAACAAUGUGGAAAGACAUUCCCAUAUAAAUCCUCUCUUGUUACACAUUCUAGAAUCCACACUGGGGAGAAACCUUAUGAAUGCAAGCAGUGUGGAAAGACAUUCCCAUAUAAAUCCUCUCUUGCUAUACAUCAGAGAAUCCACAUUGGGGAGAAACCUUAUAAAUGCAAACAAUGUGGAAAGGCAUUCAUUCAAAGAUACUGUCUUGUUACACAUUGUAGAAUCCACACUGGGGAGAAACCUUAUGAAUGCAAGCAGUGUGGAAAGGCAUUCCCAUAUAAAGCCUCUCUUGCUAUACAUCUGAGCAUCCACAUUGGGGAGAAACCUCAUGAAUGCAAGCAAUGUGGAAAGGCAUUUGCAUAUAAAUCCUCUCUUGCUAUACAUCAGAGGGCCCAUGCUGGGGAGAAAUCUUAUGAAUGCAAACAGUGUGGAAAGACAUUCAGACAUAAGUCCGUCCUUGCUGUACAUCAGAGAGUCCACACUAGGGAGAAAUCUUAUAAAUGCGAACAAUGUGGGAAGACAUUCAGUUGUAAUUCCAAACUUGCUGUACACCAGAGAAUCCACACUGGGGAGAAACCUCAUGAAUGCAAGCAAUGUGGAAAGGCAUUUAUAUAUAAAUCCUCUCUUGCUAUACAUCAGAGAGUCCACACUGGGGAGAAAUCUUAUGAAUGCAAGCAGUGUGGAAAGAUAUUCUCAUAUAAAUCCUCUUUUGCUGUACAUCAGAGAAUCCACAUUGGGGAGAAACCUUAUGAAUGCAAGCAGUGUGGAAAGGCAUUCAUUCAAAGAUCCCAUCUUGUUGCACAUUGUAGAAUCCACACUGGGGAGAAACCUUAUGAAUGCAAGCAAUGUGGAAAGACAUUCAACAGUAGUUCUCAUCUUGCUCGUCAUCAAAGAAUUCACACUAGGAAGAAACCUUCCGAAUGCAAACAAUGUGGAAAGGCAUUCAGAUGUACCUCCAAACUUGUUGCACACGCAGAGAAUGCACACUGGAGAGAAUCCUCAUUAAUGCAAGCAAUGUGAAAAGACAUUCCCAUAUAAAUCCUCUCUUGCCAUACAUUACUGAAUGCACACUGGAGAGAAAUCUUAUGAGUGCAAGCAGUGUGGAAAGACAUUCCCAUAUAAAUCCUGAAAUCUUAUGAAUGCAAGCAAUGUGGAAAUGCAUUCAAAGAUCCCAUCUUGUUACACAUUAUAGAGUCCACACUGCGGAGAAACCUUAUGAAUGCAAACAAUGUGGAAAGAUUCAGAUGUAACUCCAACCUUGCUGUACACCAGAGAAUCCACACUGGGGAGAAACUUUAUGAAUGAAAACAAUAUGGAAAGGCUUUCAGUCAUAACUCCUCUCUCUCUGUACAGCAAAGAAUCCAUACUAAGGAGAAACAUGAAUUAAAGCACUGUGGAAAGACAUUCACAUAUAACUUUGAACUUUCUGUACAUCAGAGUCCACACUUAUAAAUGCAAGCAGUGUGGAAAGACAUUCAGCCAGAGUUCUCAUCUAGCUCAUCAUCAAAGAAUUCACACUGGGAGGAAUCCCUCAGAAUAAAAGUGUUAUAAGGAAUUGAACAGGAGGGGGUGCUGCAAAGGCUGAAGCAGGCACAUUCCAGAAUUCUGGAGAAGCAGCAGGACUGUUCUUAUUACAGUUAAUCAGGAGGUUGUGUUUGUCUAGUCUCCUAGGGUGGACCUGGUGAACUAGCUGUUCUCUCUCUAAUGGCUUUCCUUGUGAUACUUCUUACUAACUACCUAUUCCUGUAUAUCUUUGUUGAUGCUGACUGAAACAUUCCUACAGAGCUGCUUGAGACACCUAAAGCCAUCUGUCAGUGAGACCUUCCCUUUGAGCCCUGUUCCUGCUCAUCUGUCAAACCUUACUACCUCUGUCACCAUAUAAGGGGAAUUUGAGUUACUGAAGUGUAUUUUAUUUUAGGAACUGGAACUCUUAAAUAGAGAGGUAAUGGACAGUGCAGAUACCAUCUCUCUGAAUCUACCAAUUUGAUUUUAUUCGAGGUUCGUAUAUAUUCUUUAUAUAGAUCAUCAGAAUUCUCUUCCCUUCCUUCCCCAAUUUUCAAUAAAUCUGUUUCAAUAGUAUUUGGUAUCAUGUAAGCUUUAUCCUGUUCACCUUCCCCAACCCUAUGUCCAUCUGAUACUAGUUCUAAACAGUCAUUCCUUGACUUUCUAAUAUCCCAUUACCAUCAGGUAUCUUUCUAGAAACAAUUAUUUUAGAUAUAUACUGUUAUUUUACAAGCUAUGUUAAAAGAUGUUCACUUGCUUCUCCAGGCUUGCUAUUAUGUGAAGGAAAUAUAACCUACCACCUUUCUGUUGAAGCAUACCAAGCAUGAGCUUAAACUUGACUCAGCGGUGAGGAUUGUAAGAUGUAAUUCAUUGAGUGAGGUUAGGAUGUGUGAGAUUUAAAAUGGUUGAGGUCUUAAAGUGUAGUGGUUAAAAUAGUGGAAGAUAUAAAUUGUGAUAGAUAUAAGAGAGGGUGAAUAAGUUUGACCACAGAAAUAUGUUUCACUACAGUGUCUUGGGUUUAAAAUCAAAUAUAAGGUGGUCGCCAGGGAAAUAUUCCCAAUUAUUCAAAUACCCAAGUCAAUUGGGUUUUAUAGAGAUUUUAAUUAACAAUACAAUGAGUAAUCAAAGAAAGUGAGAGAGAGUAAGAAAGGAGUAAGUAUGAAGAGCCUCAAGCUAAUAUGACCUAGACCUGAGUCUUAAAAAAGAAAUCAGUCAGUUUUUUAUAACUCACCAUAAGAUCUGUCUAAGUAAGGAUUUCUAAUGACACCAGGCCAGCAGCAUCUCAGCUGCUUUCACCAGCUCCCUCUUCAAUCUGAAUGUUUUAGAAUCAGUCUCCUCGGAAUGAGUCUCUCCAAUCUGAAUGUUUCAGAAUGACUUUUCUCAGAGGAGCUCCUCAAGGAGCUCUCCUUCAGAAUGAGAAUCAGAAACCAGAUCUCUCGCUCUUCUCUGAGCUCCUAUUUUUAAGGGCAAAAUUUCCUCUGUCACCUCCCCUAAGUCCUUACAUCUACCAAUCACUGUAGAUGUUUCUAAAGGACUGCCCAUUUUUAGUCCACACCUAAGAAGGUGUGGAUUUUUGAGUAAUUCACACCAGGAAAGCUCUGAGUAAGUUUUCCAGUUCUUUGUUCCUUGUAAAUUUACAAGUUGCUUGACCUUUAUAGGUACUUAGCUUAAGAAAAGUAUGGGUUUAAGUACUUUUCAUUGUUCAGAAAAGAGUUUACAACUUUAUCUUCCCCUAGGGCAGACCCAACUAGGUAAAGUAGAAUUCUCACAUUCCUGCUUUAAGUAGAGUUCACUGCCCAAAUGGGGAAUGGUCUUAAUCCAAUCUUAUAAAGUAGGGUCUGGGAAAUUUUAAGGUUUAUAGAUGGCAGGCGGGAUAAGGCAACAAUAGAGUCAACAUCAUGAGACAAGGGCAGGGUGAGUCUUCUGCUCUGCUCCCUUGGACUGCCCCUCUGGGCAGCCCAAGCAAAAUAGAAAGCCACAGAGGACUCCUGAGAAGUGAUUUGUGAGUUAGUGGGCAGAGAAAAGUUUUGAUAAACUGAAGCUAAAGUAGAUAACGAAGCUCAUCUCUUUCAGUUGUUGCUGUCUGAACUUCCCUGUGAGCAUGACUAGAGCACCCUAAUGGGGGCCACAGAAUAUCAAGCUAAUUGGAGCAAUGAGGAAAGUGUGUCUCUCCUAUGAUUUCAUGACCAAAUAAGAAAUUGAUAACAUUAUUAGGUGUAAAAUAGGAAAUUGAUAUAUUAAAUUCAAAGUGGUGUGUACAAACAAAAGGAAUACACCAAGAUUACAAGUGGAAACAAGAAGUUAUCAUUGCUUUACAACAAUAUGUCUAGUUAAAUACUUUAGUUUUAAAAAAGUCUAACCUUGUUCUUAAAUGCCUUAAGUCAUCACUUCAUGGCAUCUAGAUCUAAAGAGGAGUUAAUUUAGUAAGGAUAUAAUGUCUUUGCUCUAUAGAAAUCACUUCUAAUUAGUAUCAUUUUCUACAUAAUGUUUUCCCAAAAUUCCUACAAAGCAAAAAUUAAAAGUCAAAGUUACAUUGGGGAUUUCAAAUAUGAAAUAAAAUUAUUGCUAUUCCAAUGAUUUUUAUUCAUUUGUAUGCAUUAUCAAAAUGAUUAUUUUACAUAGAAAAUCACACAUUUAUCAUCUUGAUACUCUGGACUGAUUGCAUUGAGAGGUCAGUGAUACAUAAGUGAUACAAUUACACUUAGUUGUAAAAUUUCUAAACCUAUCACUUAUAUAUUAUGUCUUAAGCCUAUUUUGCAUUAAGGUCUGUGUUAUAUAUAUGGCAAAAAUUUGUCACAGCAGUACAGAACUCCAAGCCAAAUAGGUUUGUUGGGAGGCCAUACUCCCAAUAAAGGUGGACCCUGGUCAAAUCAAGAGCAGAGACUCUGAGCCUUAGGAGAUAGCCUUUUUUUAAUACCUAGAAAUCUGAUUGUUCAAUGACAGAAAAUACAGUCACAAUAAAGAGAAUGGAUGCAAAA